UGCAAAUCUGGGUUGUAUGUAAAUAAAAUAUAUAAGAAAACGUUUAUUUAGGAACCUGUUGGGGCUGCUUACACUUCGAUACCAUUUAAAUGAUAAUAUCACGAAAAGUUAGUACUUUUUAGCCUACAACCAGCUGGGCACACUGCGCUUACCGGCGAAACGAAGUUCUUUUUAAAUAAAAAAAACGAUGCGACAUUAGAAUUUUUUCAUUUAUUAUGUUGCUCUCUCCAUUCUAUCGUUAUGCCAAAACAUGUUGAAAUUUUCCAUUUGCCCGUCCACUAGCUGAGUAACGGAUAUCUGACAGUGGGAAAACUCCACUGUUAAGUUUCAACUUUAAGCUUUAAGUAGAGGCCCUCAUAAAGGAAGUUUCUGAAUAACAUAAUAUUCCACAAAACGAUACAAAUUGGUUUUAGCAGAACUUUAGUUCUGUCUCUUUUGUGCAGAUCAUUUCAAUUAAUUUCACAGCAUUAGGCGAGCUAGUUAUGCAACAUUAACUUUUUAAUUAAAGUUAAUUAAAAUGUGGCCUUAAAACUCACGUUCGUUUCGCAUUCAGUACCAGUUUAAUUAUACAUUUUAAGCGCAACAUGUAUAUGUAUAAUCUACUUUUAGUUCUAAUAGUUUUUACCUCCUGUACAACAUCCUUCAACUAUACAAGCUGCGAUCACGCAAAGCAGCCAAAGUUUGUAUGGAAAUUCGAAAUUAAAACGAAUUCUAAAUAAAAACUACGACUUAAUAUUUGGCAGCUGAGCUCAUGCUGCGAUGUUCAGAAAAACGACAUGGCCAUCAAAUCGUGCCGUAAGUCCUUGCUGAGCAAUAAUUCCACCAAUUUGAAUGGGGAAGUAAGCAAUCUAAAGUCGGAUAAAGUGGCUUUGCAUGUGUGCAUUGCGGAGUGUUCCUUCAGGAUCAAUGGCUUUCUGCUGAGCAAUGGAAGUGUUAAUACCCAGGCAAUACAGAAGAGUUACCAGCAACGCUACAAAAACGAUUCGAACAUGUCUCAACUGGUGGUAAGGAGCCUCAAUAGUUGCACGGACUACGCUAGGAACCGGGUUCAGCAGUUCCAAUGGAUGCCCAAAAAGGGCAACUGCGACUAUUAUCCUGCUACCUUGCUGGCCUGCAUCAUGGAACAGGUGUACAUCAACUGCCCGAUUAGCAAAUGGAAAAACACUAGCGAUUGCACAGCGAUGCGGAAAUAUUUGGUUGCCUGUGAUGAUGUGGAUAGAAAGAAAUAACCAUUGAAUAUAUCCGAAU
Molecule: messenger RNA, 1248 nt
Organism: Drosophila yakuba
Lineage: Eukaryota; Metazoa; Arthropoda; Insecta; Diptera; Drosophilidae
Gene: Obp93a
Exons: 3
Coding region: 777-1229 (150 amino acids)
Molecular function (GO): odorant binding
Source: RefSeq, a predicted model, not a curated record